Populus nigra (black poplar) is the source of this 1437-nucleotide messenger RNA. Its product is annotated as polygalacturonase At1g48100-like. The transcript has 6 exons. The coding region runs from base 1 to 1437 and encodes 478 amino acids. Gene Ontology annotation, molecular function: polygalacturonase activity. Lineage: Eukaryota; Viridiplantae; Streptophyta; Magnoliopsida; Malpighiales; Salicaceae. Gene Ontology annotation, biological process: carbohydrate metabolic process. The record is from RefSeq and is a predicted model, not a curated record.
AUGACAUCGUCUAAAAUUCUCCUUUUGGCCUUUGCUUUCUUCUUUACAUACAUUGAAGGAAGAGUUCAUGGAAAAACUAAACCAAAACACUUGCACAUUGUUUCUCUCAUUUCACUACCACCUGCUCCUGCUCCUGCCCCUGCUCCUCAGGCUGCUAGUCCAAGUUACUAUACAGAUUCUCCAAGUCCUGGUCCUAGCCCUAAUCUUGUUCGAAGUCUUGCCAACGUCUACAAUGUACUAUCUUUUGGUGCUGUUGGUGAUGGUGACACAGAUGAUACACAAGCAUUCAAGAUGGCUUGGGACACUGCUUGCUUUCAGAAUGAACCAGCCAUUCUACUUGCUCCUGAUGACUAUUCUUUCAUGAUACAGCCUACUGUCUUUACCGGACCUUGUAAAACUAGCCUUGUGUUCCAGAUUGAUGGGACUAUAAUGCCACCAGAUGGGCCUGAAUCAUGGCCAAGUAAGACGAACAAGAGACAAUGGCUAGUGUUUUACAAGAUCGAUGGAAUGUCAAUGCAAGGAGGUGGUGUUAUAGAUGGCAGAGGAGAGAAAUGGUGGAAUCUACCCUGCAAGCCUCACAAAGGGCCUAAUGGCGCAACACUUCCUGGCCCUUGUGAUAGCCCAGUUGCUAUGAGGUUUUUCAUGUGCUCCAAUUUGAUAGUCCAAGGACUUGAAGUGAAGAACAGUCCCCAAUUCCAUUUUCGGUUUGAUAACUGUCAAGAUGUCACUGUACAAAUGCUCAGCAUUAAAUCACCACCUCGAAGCCCAAAUACAGAUGGGAUUCACAUAGAGAACACAAACAAUGUCCAAAUAUACAAUUCAGUCGUAUCCAAUGGUGAUGACUGUGUAUCAAUUGGAGCUGGUUGUCAUAAUGUCGACAUAAAGAACAUUACCUGUGGUCCAAGCCAUGGCAUAAGCAUUGGCAGCCUUGGAAUCGGCAACUCGAGGGCAUGCGUGUCGAACAUCACGGUGAGAGAUUCGGUAAUCAAGCGUUCUGAUAAUGGUGUCCGGAUUAAGACAUGGCAGGGAGGAUAUGGUUCUGUAUCUAAAAUCUCUUUCCACAACAUUAACAUGGAAAUGGUCCGCAAUCCAAUAAUCAUAGACCAAUACUACUGCCAGACCAAGAACUGCGCUAACCAAACAAGUGCAGUUCACAUAUCUGAUAUUUUGUACACAAGCAUUAAGGGCACAUAUGAUGUUAGGAGUCCACCCUUGCACUUGGCUUGCAGUGAUUCAGUCCCAUGCACUAACCUCGAGUUAGCAGAAAUAGAGUUGCUUCCUGCUCAAGGCCAAUUUGUGGCAGAUCCAUUUUGCUGGAAUGCUUAUGGGGCAAUGCAGAAUCUUACCAUCCCGCCAAUUUCUUGCUUGCUGGAUGGAAUCCCACAAUACAUAGGGCAAAACACUAUACAUCAGUACUGUCAGAAUAAUUUGUAUUAG